AUGUCUCCUAGCUCUUACUCUUCAUCACCCGUGCGCGAAAGAAACAAGGUAUCGGCCAUGGAGGUUCAACCAUUCGACCAGGAAGCCUUUGACGCAGCCGCGAUAGAGGAGAGCACUGAUGAAAUCAAGGGCACUGGUCAAACCAUCCACUGGAGCAAUUGUGAUCGUGCAUUCCAAAAGAAAUGUCAAGGCGGCGUUUGGCUGGGCAUGCCUAAGGAGGGAGGUUGGGUGAAGGUCGAUCCGGGCUUUUCUGUUUAUUUUGUGAGGGGCUACAAGGGCGAGGUCAGAACGGCGGAUGCGGCAUAAGCUCCAUUGAUGAAGAAGUGGGUUUGUAAGGACCCUCACACGUUGAAUCUUAUGGUUUUUAUUCAAGUUUCAAUUCACCGACGUGAAAUAUUCAAGAGUAACCACUGAUUUGAUUGGUUUUGAUGUCAAUCUUCUCGACGCAAUUAGGUGC
Messenger RNA from Fusarium verticillioides 7600, 457 nucleotides. RefSeq lists its product as hypothetical. Bases 1 to 306 code for a protein of 101 amino acids. The transcript has 2 exons. Lineage: Eukaryota; Fungi; Ascomycota; Sordariomycetes; Hypocreales; Nectriaceae. The record is from RefSeq and is a predicted model, not a curated record.